CACGUCUCGUCAUCGUUGGGGUUCGCAAAUGCUGCAGGUUUUACGAGCAUCUCAGCGGAUAUCACCCCGGGUCAUUGCCCGGUCCCGACAAACGGGCAGCAUCCUCGCUGUGCGAGGCUUUGCUACUCCGUCGGAACCAUACGAUGCUAUCAUCGUCGGUGGAGGUCCCGGAGGGUACGUCUGUGCCAUCAAGGCGGCACAACUCGGUCUCAAGACGGCUUGCAUCGAGAAACGCGGUGCGCUUGGUGGAACAUGUCUAAACGUCGGGUGUAUUCCGUCCAAGGCAAUGUUGAAUAAUUCGCAUUUGUACCACCAGGCAAUGCAUGAUAUGAAGCAUCGGGGUAUUGAUAUCGGCUCGGUCUCGUUAAACCUAGAUACCAUGCUCAAAGCCAAGGUUCAGUCCGUAACAGGCUUAACAAAAGGUGUAGAAGGUCUCUUCAAGAAGAACAAAGUCGACUACAUCAAAGGCACCGCAUCCUUCGUAUCACCAACCCGACUCGCAGUCCAACUAAAUGACGGAGGAGAGGCCGAACUCGAGGGUAAGAACAUUGUCAUUGCAACAGGCUCUGAAGUCACUCCCUUCCCUGGCGGUGCAAUCACCAUCGACGAGAAGCGAAUCGUUAGUAGCACAGGCGCACUUGAGUUGACGAAGGUACCGAAUAAAAUGGUAGUUAUUGGUGGUGGGAUUAUUGGUCUCGAGAUGGGUAGCGUAUGGAGUCGACUUGGUGCAGAGGUGACUGUUGUCGAAUUCCUUGGUGGAAUCGGUGGUGCAGGUAUAGACGAAGAAAUCGCGAAGCAGUUCCAAAAGAUCCUCGCCAAGCAAGGACUGAAGUUCAAACUGAACACAAAGGUGCUCAGUGCGGAACCACAGGGCGAGGACGGACCUGUGUCCGUAAAGACAGAAGCAGCGAAAGGAGGAAACGAAGAGACCUUCGAAGCAGACGUCGUACUCGUCGCUGUUGGUCGUCGACCAUUCACCGAUGGCCUCGGACUUGAGAAGGUCGGUGUAGAGGUAGACGAGAAAGGUCGCGUCGUGGUCGAUUCGCAAUACAACACAUCCGUAAAGGGCAUCCGCUGCAUCGGCGACGCGACUUUCGGCCCUAUGCUCGCACACAAAGCCGAAGAAGAAGGCAUCGCCGUCGCAGAAUACCUCAAAACAGGACACGGACAUGUAAACUACGGUGCCAUCCCCUCCGUAGUCUACACACACCCCGAAGUUGCAUGGGUAGGCGCGUCAGAAGGUGACCUCCAAAAAUCGGGAACAAAAUACAAAGUAGGGAAGUUCCCGUUCCUCGCGAACUCGCGUGCGAAGACGAAUUUGGAUACGGAGGGGAUGGUGAAGUUCCUUGUGGAAGCGGAGACGGAUAGAGUAUUGGGUGUACAUAUUAUUGGACCCAAUGCGGGUGAGAUGAUUGCUAGUGCUGUGCUAGCUAUGGAAUAUAGCGCGAGUGCUGAGGAUAUUGCGCGAACGACUCACGCUCAUCCGACGUUGAGCGAAGCGUUCAAGGAGGCAGCCAUGGCGUCGUACGACAAGCCGAUCCAUUUCUGAGUCUGUUGCCCCCUAUAAUUGUAGAACCGGGGCCAUGGACGUAGAAUAUGGGUAGUUCGUACCUUACGUGUCCGUAUUUUUUAAUCCUAAUUCAUUAGAUUCAACUCAUCUUUCAACGCUUUUCAUAACACGUAAGCUCGAUGGGCCAGAAUCAAAUUUAAAGGGCUGAUCUAGUCAUUGAUGAAAUACGGGCAAACCGGUUCGAAACGAGGAGCCCAUGAAAU
Messenger RNA from Fomitiporia mediterranea MF3/22, 1773 nucleotides. Its product is annotated as dihydrolipoyl dehydrogenase. The transcript has 6 exons. Lineage: Eukaryota; Fungi; Basidiomycota; Agaricomycetes; Hymenochaetales; Hymenochaetaceae. Gene Ontology annotation, cellular component: mitochondrion; oxoglutarate dehydrogenase complex. The record is from RefSeq and is a predicted model, not a curated record. The coding region runs from base 29 to 1549 and encodes 506 amino acids. Gene Ontology annotation, molecular function: flavin adenine dinucleotide binding; dihydrolipoyl dehydrogenase (NADH) activity.